Messenger RNA from Dentiscutata heterogama, 741 nucleotides. The record is from the annotation of a GenBank genome assembly. Lineage: Eukaryota; Fungi; Glomeromycota; Glomeromycetes; Diversisporales; Gigasporaceae.
AUGAAUAUUUCCAUAUACCUAUAUGAGGAAUCAAAAAAUUCAUUUAGAAUGUUUCUUGAAAGCCAUAUAAAUCUGAAAAAUAUUGUGAAUGAUCCAUACUUGUUUAUGUCUUUGGAAAACGGCUGUAAUCAAAAAUUGGGGCUUAAUGUAGAGAUUGGGUUCUUAAAGAAUGUCUUACAACUUGCAGAAACGUGUUGUCUUAAUGCUGGUACAGCAUUAGGUUUUGAUCCGUUAGAAGAGAAUUCUCAAAAAGAUAUUCAAGCAACAAUAGAAACAAAUGUUUAUGGUCUAAUCUAUAUGACUCAAGCUGUAUUACCAAAAAUGAAGGAACGAGAUUCAGGGGAUAUUAUUAAUAUGGGAAGCAUUUCUGGGAAACGAAGUCAUGGAUUCGGAAAUGCUGGUUCGAAAUUUGCUAUUGAAGGAAUUACUGAGUCUCUAAGGAAAGAACUUUUAUCAACCAAAAUCCGAGUUGUUUUGGUUAGACCAGGUGCGGUUAAAAGUGAAUUUACACUGGUUAGAAGUUAUGGAAACGCUGAAUUUUCGAAUGCUUAUUAUUCGGGUUUCGAACCUCUCAUUCCUCAAGAUGUUGCUGAAUGUGUAGUGUUUGUAGCUGCCAGACCAACAAAUGUCGUGGUAUCAGAGAUAGAAAUACUGCCAAAUGCACAGGCUGAUGCUCAGAGUUUACGUAUAGAAAAUUCUGAUUAUAUGAAAACUUUAGCAGAAAUAUAUAAAAAAAAAUGA